AUGGGUAACGCUGAUUGCUUACCACCAAGAGAUCCAAUUAAGCUCGCUUACCGCCCUACUCCAAAACAAAAGUAUGCGAAGGACAGCACGCGACCGCCGCGCGCCAGUACCGGAUUGAUUGCCAUUGCUCCGAUAUUGAUUUUCCGGAUAAGGCGCACGCUCUACCUGUGUAUGGCCAGCACUGCUAGUGCGGCGCUCAGCUGGAUCGGACUAACGAUGAUUACCAAGCAACUGUGGUAUUUGACAAAAAUCCUAAAAACUGUUAUCUCCGCGAAGACGUUUUUGUUCCUGCGUUUGUUGGGAGGGCACUAUUCCAAGAUCUCUUCCAACAGACUGGUGUGUGCCGUCGGUGUCGUCUACUGCACCAUGUUCAGCGUGUACGAGGCCAUGCACAUGCUGGAGUUACUCGCCCGGAAUAUGACGCCGACCUCGAUACAAAGAAUAUCAUCGGUUACUCUGUACUUGUCCAGCGUGGUCACCUCGCUCAGGUAUCCCGAAUAUUUCCAAGUAUAUCUAAGUGACAUGGCCGACAUAGACAUUUUACUGCGGGGGAAAUCGGAACUGGAUAUACCAUUCACCCGGUUCUUGUUUUUAGCAAUUCUAGUGACUCAGGUCAGCUUAGUAGGUCCAUACAUUAUCCUAGGGUACUUGGAGAAUGAAGAAAAAAUACAAGUUUCGAAUUUCUUAUUUGUGGGCUAUUUUGUGUUGCAAUGUGGAAUUAUUUAUUUAACGGCUAUUAUGGUGUUCGAAAUAUUGUGGUAUAGAGUGAGAAAAUUCAGAGAAUAUUUGGAAAAGCACUUGCUGCAGCUGUGCAGGGCUCAGGACGAACGGACCGCGGCUGACGAUAUCUACAAGUGCAUGCUGCUCUACCAAACCAUCCUGGAAGCUUUUAAGAAGACGAACGCUCCCACCAAAACUGCAAUACUGAUGGCCACGACGAUAAGUUUCUGUAAGGUUCUUGCUGGAGUUUUCGACCUUAUUUCUUCUACGAACACUCACAUAAAACUGCUGCGGGUUCACGAGUCGUUGUUAGACGGGGUGCUGCCACUGGUGCCGGCUAUGUUGGCCGCGUUCAUACAGGGCGAGCUUAACCGCAUCAAGCUCUUCAUUGGCAACCUGAUACUAAAUGCUAACGAAGAGAGCGUGCACGACGCGCUGCGCGACUGCCAGCUGUAUCUGGAGCAUCGGCCCUUCAAAUACUCCGUGUGCAGGCUGUACACCGUCGACCUGAGCCUUGUCAUCACCAUCAUCAACCUCUACGUCACCUCCCUCAUCGCCAUGAUACAGUUCUCUCACUUUUAUAAUUGA
Messenger RNA from Spodoptera exigua (beet armyworm), 1308 nucleotides. Lineage: Eukaryota; Metazoa; Arthropoda; Insecta; Lepidoptera; Noctuidae. The record is from the annotation of a GenBank genome assembly.